AUGGCCGUCAGCAAGAAAUACGCAGGUCUUCCGGAUCUCGACGCUGCUCCCGAAGUAUAUGAGACCCCUGACCUUGCCGACGAUGUCUCCACCGCACAGACAGGGACAGUCCGCACGAUAUCUCCCUCUCCAUCCGAUGAAGACGGUCAACCUGGUCUCGAUCGACAGCCCCUUGACCGAGAUGGGGCGAGGCGAAGAUUCGAACCCUCCGUCGUGGACGCCAAAGAUGUGAACUUUUCCGAUACCAUUGGCGGGACGAGACGGUCGUAUCGGACACGCAGUUCGCGGCGGAGGAGACGGCGGCGGCAAGAAAACGGAGUAGAAGAACUGGGCGAUCUCAGUGAUAGUGAGGAAGAGACGCUAGGGAGAAAACUUGCUAGGUUAAAGCGGGAAGCAGAGGAGGUUAGGCUCGAGCUAGAGAAACGAGAGCAAGAGAAAGAUAAGGACGGUGACGGAGAGUUCCAAGAUUCUGUCGAACAACAGCAACAUGGGCAACAACAAGGUGAUGAGGAUGAAGACGCGGACGUCGAUGGCAUCGAGGAGCUAGGGAGGGCGCUAGAUGGGCUAAGCAUGAAAGUCGGAUCGAAGUCCGGUGGUACAGUGGAAGACGAAUUCUUGUCGAGGCUGGACUCGAGCUCACGACGGCGACUACGACAAGCUGUCGCAAAGCCGACGGAUUCCCAGCAGCAGCAGAAGGACGAACCAGUGGCGGCCCCCUCGGCAUUGUCUGCCGUAGCCGCUUUUUCAGAUAGACUCACUGCGCUCGAGGCCGCAUUGGGCAUUACUUCGACGAGCGAGACCUCCCAGACGACUUGCAUCCUUCCCACUCUCGAGAACCUCUCCAGCCAAAUCACCACACUAUCCAACACGCUGAUGCCAAAGACCUCCAUGGCCUCAUCGUCCCUAUCUAACACCACGCCCUUGCUCGACACUGUGUCCUCCAAGCUCAAAACCCUGAUCGCCGAAUCCGACCGGCUCACCACGUCACGCAAACAAGCCCAGCAAUCCCUCUCGGACCUGCACGAACUGCGAAUGCGCCAGCUCGUCUCAGCCACCGUGCACACCAACACACGCCCGCGGCGUGGACUGUCCAACGCCUCAAGCGCGAACCAAGUGGCCGGCGCCGAUCUGGCUGGCCCCGGCGAGGAGUCUCUGCAACUGCAAUCGCAGCUCUUCCUGGACGAACAGUCGGCCAAGAUCACAGCUUUGUACCAGUUACUACCAUCCAUUCAGGAUCUGCAGCCCCUCUUGCCCGUGGUGCUCGAGCGGCUGAGAGCGCUCAGCGUGAUCCACGCAGGCGCAGCUGACGCGAAAAGUAAUCUCGACGCGGUCGAGAAGAGGCAGGCCGAGACCCGCGAGGAGCUCAAGCAGUGGAGGGUUGCGGUGGAGCAUGUGGAGAAGGGAAUGGCUGAGUUGGAGGAAACCAUGAAAGGGAAUGUCAAGGUCGUAGGAGACAUGGUUUCGGGUUUGGAGAGCAGGAUUGGAAGAUUGGAUGAAGGCCGCUGA
Messenger RNA from Rhinocladiella mackenziei CBS 650.93, 1506 nucleotides. RefSeq lists its product as uncharacterized. Gene Ontology annotation, cellular component: cytoplasm; dynactin complex. Gene Ontology annotation, biological process: mitotic spindle organization. The record is from RefSeq and is a predicted model, not a curated record. NCBI's taxonomy places the organism in Eukaryota, Fungi, Ascomycota, Eurotiomycetes, Chaetothyriales, Herpotrichiellaceae. The transcript has 3 exons. Bases 1 to 1506 code for a protein of 501 amino acids.